Messenger RNA from Cavenderia fasciculata, 858 nucleotides. RefSeq names its product Cycloeucalenol cycloisomerase. NCBI's taxonomy places the organism in Eukaryota, Evosea, Eumycetozoa, Acytosteliales, Cavenderiaceae. Bases 1 to 858 code for a protein of 285 amino acids. Gene Ontology annotation, molecular function: cycloeucalenol cycloisomerase activity. The record is from RefSeq and is a predicted model, not a curated record. The transcript is spliced from 2 exons.
AUGACAGCAACAGCAAUUAAACACGAGCCACAUUGGUUCUCUCGUGUCCCAAGUAAGGCAUGGGCUGAAAAGUUCUUCCUAUAUUACAGUCCCAUUUGGAUUGGUCUCUUUGGUUUUGUUGUAGUCUCUGAAGUGUACAAGAAUUUCUAUGAUAUUGAAUUCUUUAUUUUAGGUUUAGUAGUAUCAUUACCAUGUGUAGUAUACCCAAUGUUAUUCCCAUGUGCAGCUGAUCGUGAUAAACCAUGGUACGAUCGUUACUGGGUCAAAGCCAACCUUUGGAUUGCAUUGUUUGGUUUUAUUGGCAACUAUUUCUGGACUCACUACUUUUUCGUGUUGCUUCGUGCCACCUAUCGUUUCCCAGUCACCUUUACAUUGAAUGAGAUCCCAGUAUGUCUCUACUUUGUAACACACGCCUACUUUAUGUCAUACCACGCUGCCACCACACCAGUACUCCGUCGUUUCUGGAGUAUGUAUCCACCACGCAAAGCAGGUGAAAAGAAGCCAUUGUCCCUCAUCAUUGGUACCAUCUUGAUUGUUGCAGGUCUCGCCUAUUUCACCGCCUUUAUGGAAACUUGGACCAUUCAAAUGGUACCAUACUACCAUAUUGAAAACCGUUCACAAAUGUAUAUCGUUGGUAGCACCUUUUACAUGCUCUACUUUGUCGUCUCGUUCCCCAUGUUUGCACGUAUCGACGAAACCGACGGUGAAAAGUGGACUCUUUCACGUACCGCUCUCGAAUCACUCGGUUCUGCCAUGAUUGUAUUUACCUUGUGUGAUUUCUGGAGACUGUUGGUUGGUGCUCUUACCGGAGAUCCAGCUGCUCAAACUAAACCAUUCCUUGGUACUCAUGGCUAUUAA